Anolis carolinensis (green anole) is the source of this 6704-nucleotide messenger RNA. RefSeq names its product TBC1 domain family member 30 (gene tbc1d30). Gene Ontology annotation, cellular component: endoplasmic reticulum. Lineage: Eukaryota; Metazoa; Chordata; Lepidosauria; Squamata; Anolidae. The transcript is spliced from 14 exons. The coding region runs from base 183 to 2867 and encodes 894 amino acids. The record is from RefSeq and is a predicted model, not a curated record.
CUCCCAUUCAAGGGAAAGGGGUUUUGCUUCACUUUCCCUCUUGCCUCCCCCGUCGCGGCAACAAUGCGCCCAACCCGGAACUCCGGCUUCUCUGCCAGCUGCUGCUGCGAGUGCCUGGUUUCUUUCCUCCUCCUCCUCCUGUUCCUGCUUCGCAUGGCUGCGUGGACCGGGAUCCCAGGCGAAUGGAGCUCGCGGAAGUCAACCUGGCCGACGACGGAGGCAGCCGGGAGGCAGAGCCCGCCAAGGCCCGGCGUGGGAGCAGCGCAGACAGUCUGGAGGAGGAGGAGGCGGAGGAGGGGGUCCGGAGGGCCAGCCGCGCCUCCUCGCUGGUCAGCGGCCUCUUGACGGAGCUCUACAGCGCGGGGCGGUGGUCCUGGCACCGGAGCAGCGUGGACAGCUCCACCGAGGCCUCCGCCGGCUCCGACGCCUUCCCCGGCGGGCGCCACGAGUCCCGCGCCCUGCAGGAGCUGCAGCGCAGGCCCGGCCCCCGGCACCAGAGGCAGUACCUGGCCCGGAAAGAUUUGAGUGAGCUGACAACUAUAAUACGAGAGCUGAAUUAUACAAUCUGUGUUCAGUCAUCAAAGCUACUUCGCCUUCUGAAACAAAAGGAUAGGCUUUUGCAUAAAGUACAGAAGAACUGUGAUAUUGUAACAGCCUGUUUGCAAGCGGUUUCCCAAAAGCGACGAGUUGACACAAAGUUGAAGUUUACACUUGAACCAUCUUUAGGUCAACAUGGGUUUCAGCAGUGGCACGAUGCUCUUAAAGCAGUGGCUAGAUUGCCAACAGGAAUACCAAAGGAGUGGAGGAGAAAGGUCUGGCUCACCUUGGCAGAUCACUACUUGAGGAGUAUAGCAAUUGACUGGGACAAAACUAUGCGCUUCACUUUCAAUGACAGAAGCAAUCCUGAUGAUGACUCCAUGGGUAUUCAGAUUGUAAAGGAUCUUCAUCGAACUGGGUGUAGUUCUUACUGUGGCCAGGAGGCAGAGCAAGACAGAGUAGUACUAAAAAGGGUCUUACUGGCCUAUGCCAGGUGGAACAAAUCUGUAGGCUAUUGUCAAGGUUUUAACAUCCUAGCUGCUCUCAUCCUGGAAGUCAUGGAAGGCAACGAGGGAGAUGCAUUAAAAAUCAUGAUUUACUUAAUUGAUAAAGUGCUGCCUGAUAGCUACUUUGUCAAUAAUCUUAGAGCACUAAGUGUUGAUAUGGCUGUGUUCCGAGACCUUCUGAGAAUGAAACUCCCUGAGCUUUCCCAGCAUUUGGAUACUCUGCAGAGAGCUGCCAAUAGGGAAAGUGGAGGUGGCUAUGAACCUCCACUCACAAAUGUCUUCACGAUGCAGUGGUUCCUUACUCUCUUUGCAACAUGUCUUCCUAAUCAUACGGUUCUAAAAAUUUGGGAUUCUGUGUUCUUUGAAGGGUCAGAAAUUAUAUUGCGAGUUGCCUUGGCUAUAUGGGCAAAGCUGGGAGAGCAGAUAGACUGUUGUGAAACUGCAGAUGACUUCUAUGGCACCAUGGGCAAGUUAACUCAAGAGAUGCUGGAAGACAACCUUAUUGACAGCAACGAACUCAUGCAGACUGUUUAUUCUAUGGCCCAGUUCCCUUUCCCACAGCUAGCAGAAUUAAGGGAGAAAUACACGUACAAUAUCACUCCUUUUCCUGCUUCAGUGAAAUCAAACUCCGGGCGUCUAGGUAAGGUUAGAGACAGUGAUGAAGAGAAUGAACUUGAUGAUGAGGAUUCCAUAGCUAAUGUCAUUGGCUGCCUUGGGCCAUUCAGUGGGUUUCUGGCUCCAGAACUACAAAAAUAUCAAAAGCAUUUCAAAGAACAUAAUGAGGAGCAGACUUUGGGAUCUAGUAAUAUUGCAGAACUAAGUCCUGGAGCAAUAGAUGCCUGUCGAAGUGAAUACCAUGCAGUCUUUAACAGCAUGAUGAUGGAACGAAUGACUACAGACAUCAAUGCACUGAAAAGACAGUAUUCCCGAAUAAAGAAAAAACAGCAGCAGCAGGUUCAUCAGGUGUACAUCAAAGCAGGGUCUGAAGAUGAAGACCCUGGGCUAUUGUUAAAUCCCAGGGACCAGCUGAAUAAUGAUAAAGGACCAGCUACCAAUCUUCUGCCUUCUCAAGUGAACCAUUCUCCAGUGAUCAACCAUCUUCUGCUAGGAAAGAAGAUGAAGCCAACUAAUCGUUCUGCCAAAAAUGCCAUUAUUCACAUUCCAAAUCAUGCUGGAGGCAAGAUGUCACCUGGCCCCCAUGAAGACCUUAAAACAAAACUCAACUCUCCCUGGCGCACUCACAUUAGGGUACAUCGGAAGAACAUGGCAAGAGCCAAAGGCCAGCUGUGCCAUGGUGAUACUAUAGGACUAAUAGAAGAACAGAGUGAAGGUGGAAAAGCCAAGAGCAUUGGCGCAAAAGAGGAGACUUCAAGCAAAUCAGAAUCCGUGGAUGGAGAAGGAAGUGAUUCAGAUGCUGGGAUUACCAGGAAAGCUGAUGGACAAUCUCCCGAACCAGCGUUCAAAGAUACUAAUGUCAGUGCAAAUAUAUCAGCAGUUCAGCUGAAGCUGGAAGCACUGGGACUUACCCAAAACAACAAAGAUGACAUUGACUCCAAGCCGAGUCUUUACUGUCAGACACACACCUCUGAAAUGCUGGAUUCGCCCAAAGACACUGAAACAGUGGCAACGUCCCCUGCAGUCAGCACUCCCAAGUCUCAAGUCUUCAGCCCUUUCCCCAGUGUCAAGCCACUUAGAAAAUCAGCUGCAGCCAGGAAUCUAGGAUUGUAUGGUCCAACUGAAAGAACCCCAACUGUUCACUUCCCACAAAUGAGCAGAAGCUUUAACAAGCCCACAAAUGGUAACAGUGGUUCUAAAAGACGGUGAUGCUUAUACUCCACUUCAUUAAUAUUACCAUAGUCAUGAUCACUGCUGUUUGAAUUUUUUUUGUGUGUAUCUGUGGGCCCAAAGGGAUUUAUAUGUAAUUUAUUUAAUUGAAAUAAGGGAGAUUAGCGACAAAAAUGUCAGAAAUCUGUGUUUUUCUAUAAUAUAGAUUAGUGAUGGUGGCACAUUUAGUUUUCAUGGCAAAAAAUAAACUGACUUGCAACACAGGAAAUGUUUUGAAUUUAUUACCUACAGGGUGGAAAAAACCUGUAGUAAAUGUCUGCCACUUCUCAGUUCUGCCAGGCAUUCAAAUGAUACUUGUAGAACAGGUUUUGUUCAGUUUUAUUCACCAUCAAAACAUUUGGGCAAGAUUAUCACCACUUUGUGGCAAUUAGUUAAUCCUCUUUGCUGCCUGGAACAGAACUGAGUCUUUCAGUCUUUUAGACAGAUUAAAAUACUACUUGCCGUCUGGAUCAUUACACUAAUAUAUUUGAAGAAAUGACACUCUAGCACUGUUCCGAUAUUUAAAGUGCUGGUUUUUUUAAAAAAAACUUUUUCUAUAUUAUAGCAAUCUCUCUCAGAUGAAGAGAGAAAUUAAUGCAUUGUAUACUACUUGAUUUUGGUUAAAGGAACACUGACCUCUAGUGAGUCAUGAAACUCUAGAAAUGAUAUAAAUUUACAAUAUUUACAUAUGUGUUUUCGAAGGCUUACAUGGCCGGAAUCACUGGGUUGCCAUGAGUUUUCCGGGCUGUAUGGUCAUGUUCCAGAAGCAUUCUCUCCUGCCGUUUCGCCCAUAUCUAUGGCAGGCAUCCUCAGAGGUUGUGAGGUAUAUUAUUUGAGAACACAGAAAUGCUGGACCACUCUAGCAACCACUAUGUCAGACUACACAGAGAAGCCACUAAAAUCCACAAGCAUGUGGACAAUUUCAGCAGAAAGGAGGAAAACAUGGAAAUGAACAAAAUCUGGCUACCAGUAUUUAAAACAACUUUAAAAUCAGACACUAAAUAAAGAACAACACUCUGAAAACAGGGAAAUUCCAGACCGGAAACAAUCAAGGCCAGUUAAUCACCUCCCAACAAAGGAUUCCCCCAGACAGGAAGCAGCCAGGCUUUGAAGCUGCAAGGCUUUUCAAUGCUAAUCAAGGUGAUUAAUUGCAACAUUCACAGUUGUCUUCAACAGACAAAGAGGUUUUUUUUCUCCCACCCUGGAUUUUCCAAAGAUAUAUAAACCUCCCUUACCUAGUUUCUAAUAUACCUCACAACCUCUGAGGAUGCCUGCCAUAGAUGUCGGUGAAACGUUGGGAGAGAAUGCUUCUGGAACAUGGCCAUACGGCCCGGAAAACUCGCAGCAACCCAAUAUUUACAUAUAUAAUUUAAAAUUCUUGACAGCAUUUAGUGUUGAGAGAAAAAUACAUAUAUUGAGUUCGGUGGACUUUAUUUCCAGGUGAGUGAGUAUAGGAUUGUGGCCUUCAUAUUUUGUUUUGUAAGGCACGAAACUUUAACAAUGUUUAGCACUUUUAAUCUCUGAUGUGUUACAGUUGAUUCCCAGUUAAGAAAGAUCCAGGUCUGUGUCCUGUGAUAUGAGAUCACUGUCUAUAUAUUUUCUAACUUUCCUUUAUAAUGAAGGUUUUUAGCAGCUUCCACAAGAUUAUGUUUGUUCCAUCUGAAGUGAGCGAACAAACUGGAAAAUAUUGGGAUCUAGUCCUUAAGAUGCUGGAUUGUUGCAAAGAAAAUAAUUAAGAUCCUGAAACUUGGCAGAUAUGGUGGAAAGUUGAUCCCAUUGCCUUCAUUUUAAUUUCAGAAAAGUAGUACGUAAAAGAGGUCCCAUACUCCAAUGUGCCAUGAAAAAAUUGUAGUUCUGUGUAGAAAAAGUCUACAGGAUUGUGCAAUGCUGUUUUUGUGUUCAAGAAUUAAUGGGCAUUGGAUCGAGUGAAGUGACAAAGGUUUGGAAAGGUUGUUACCCUGCUGAAACAAUUCUGUAGCUUUAAAAUAGUAAUAACAUAAUAAUGAUAAUACUUCACAGCAUGAUUUUGAAGACAAAUUUGAGGUCUGUCAGAACUUUGCAAGGUUAAGUGCAAUAAAAAAGCUGCCAUGACAACAAUUUGUCAGUAGAAGAGAAUUUCUCUCUAUUCAGAAUAGUUGUAUUCUGAAUCUUAAGCUUUGGUGCAUUAGACAGGAAGGUGCUUAAACAACAAAAGCUGAUGAUUCAGCCCUCUGCCCACAUCAGUUUUGGAUAUUUCUCAUACAAAAUCCCCCCCAGUGUAUGCAAUUGUCCACAAACCUUGGUUAUCUUUCAUCUCACAAUCUACAGCUGGUUAAGCAAGUGAUACAAACCGUGUCUGCAUAGGCUACUAUGACAAUGCACCAAAUGUAAUAUUAAGACAUCACAGGCAAGCAUGCACAAAUGAAUAAAAUAUUAACUUGAAAAAAAACCCAACAACCAGGACCUAAAAGAUUGUAUAGUUAAUUUUUAGGAAAUUUUAGACUUGCGAUUCCUGAAUUGCAAGUCUGCAUGCUGCAUGCCAAACAUUUUCUGAAUCUAAAGAAGGCUUAAAAGGAAUUCGUACUAUGGCAUUGAGGCUGCUUUUAACAAGAAAAAUCCCAGAGUGUGUGGGCUUCUCUGAUGUAGUUCUUUGGAUUUCUGUUACUGCUUGAUCUAUUUUCUGUAUAAUAAUUAUUAUAAAAAGUGUUAUUACAAUUGAUGCUGGAAGUACACGGAUCUAAAGUUAACGUUGGAUUCCCCUGUUCAUUUUAAUAAAAAUAAUAAUACACUUUAAUUAUAUUCCACCCUUCUCCCCUAAGGGACUCAGAGCGGAUUGCAGCAUUUACAUCCAUAGGCAAACAUUCAGUGCCUUUACAAUCAUAUACAACGAGACACACAAACAAAAAGGCAGAGGCUUCACCUUUCAUUUCCGGCAUCUGGAGGCGGUGCUCAUCUCUGGCUCUGGGAGGAGCUUUUCUCCAUUUUCAAACCGAGGAGCCUGUGUUGUCACCUCCUAGUCAUGUGGCUGGCAAGAUUGUUUGCAGUGUCUCUUUGCCUUUUCCUGCCAAAGCGUACCUAUUUAUCUACUCACAUUUGCAUGUUUUCGAACUGCUGGGUUGGCAUGAGCUGGAACUUACAGAUGAGAGCUCACCCUGUUUUGUGGAUUCAAACUGCUAACCUUCAAAUCAGCAAUUUAACCAACCUUCAGGUCAGCAAUUCAGCAGUACAAGGGUUUAAUCCAUUGCGUCACCGUGAUGGCUCCUUCCUUUUAAACUCUGUUAUGUUGUUUCUCAAAACUUAUGCAAACCUUUUGAAAAGCUAAUGAUUUUUUAAUUUCUAUAACAAAUUUGUUCUCAUUCUUAAUGGAAUAACUAAAGUGGUUAAUUGAGUUGAAAUUAAUUUACAAGGUUGGCAGCAAGCAUCCUUUCCAUUAAUAGACCUGAGAAUGUUUUAUUUCCACACCCUCGCUGCCAUUGAAAAAUGUUGGAAAGCUCUAUUCCAUUUAAUUCUUUGUUGGGAACUGCUUUGAUACAUGCACAGUGAAGUCCGUGUCUAUGUGGAAUACUGUAUAGGAACUCAGCGCAUGAAUACUUGAAUAGGAGAUGCUAGUUUGGGCCCAGUGUCUCUGACUUUAUCAUAAUGUCUUAAGUGAGUUUGGGCCCGUUGUUUUUGCCAUCCGAGUGAUGCUGGUAUGAAAUUUAAGGAGCUUACCAGGUUUGCUUCCUCCUUGAACGCCGUGUGUGGUGUGUUUUAAGAGACUUCAGUGUUAAACUUAAUGUCUUAUGAAUUUCUUCUUUGAUGUAUUCAAUAUACUGUAAAUAUUAUUGUACAUUAUAAAUAUAUUCAGAAUGUGUAAAA